AUGGAUCUGUAUUCUAACGUUCUUGAGAACAUGCUUGUUGCGGAGCAAACAAAAGCUGCAGACGAUAUGGUAGUUCAAUCGGGCCUACUAGAGACUGAGACAGCCUCACAGAAGGAGCCUGAGAAGGCAGAACGCAAUGCUAAAAAGGUUGCUGAAGAGCAUUCCAAAGCAGUUGAAUCCCCAAUCUCCAGCUACUGGUAUUUGGAUGACGAUACCACAAGAGCUAACCAGCAAUUCUCGGAUCGUAUAAUGGAAAAGUUGCUCUCUGUCAUGAUAGUCGAUGAAGUCGAUGGUCAGCAGAAGCUACUGCCAAUGAGAACAGCCAUGCAGAAGGAACGUCCGCCUUUCUCGAUGAAUAUCAUGAACACGAACAGCACUCAAUUGGCGCAAAAAGCGUCUCCAAUGUUCGAGGGGUUUGAUGCCAUCUUUAUGUGCUUCUCCUGGCACAAUCCGUACUAUACUGUGGGAAUACUUUUAUUAAUAACUCAUGCCAUUCUUAGGCCGCAAUUGUUUGCGCUGUUUCUCCCUGCGUUCAUCUUGGUCAGAUACAUGUUUCCCAGUUAUCUCAGGUUGUACCCAAGCGACAAUACAUUCGUGGAUGGUAGGUAUCUAAAGAGGAAUCCAUUCCCACAUACUGGCAAAGCCCUCGGUAAAUUCAAGUCCCCAAAGCCUGCUGCAAUGUAUUCCAAGGAGUACUUGAUGAACUUCACAGAUAUGCAGAAUCAUAUUGUCCCUUACAUUCGUCUUCAUGAUUCAUUAAUUGAAUGGGGUCAGCAUUACUUUUUGUUUGAGGACCAAAAGUUGAGUACGAUCGUUUUUUUAAUUUUGCUAUUCUUGAUUGGCUUCAACGUCUAUAUCUUGCCAAUAGUCACUCCAUUGAUACUACGAGUGGUGAGUAUUCAAGCAAUCCUCAUAAUAUUGACAUGGGCAGUUUUUAUUAGUUCUCAUCCUGUGGUCAAUAACAAGAUUCUAGAUCUACUCGAGACCGAGGAGGCCAGACUUGCACGAUUAGACCGCACUGAUAGAGCGGAAAAGUAUUUGAUGACCUAUAUCAGCGAUACUCCAGACGACGAGUUCAGAUGUGAACUAGAGAUAUUCGAAUUACAACAGUACAAUUUGACUGCAAAAGCUUGGAAACCUGUUGGCUAUACAAAAGACUUUUACUCGCUCAACCAUCCAGAUAGAAUACUAAAGAGCGAAGAGGAUGAUGGAAGUGAGAAUGAUCUGUUCGAUACUCCAUUUAACGAGUAUGCUGAACCUCGAGUCGUACUGGUUGCCACUCUUUCGGAAAUCAGGGCCCCGCUUGGUUGGAAAUUUGUGGAUAGCAGGUGGUCGAUUGACCUCGAUCCCCACCUGUGGGUCGUGGACAACUGUAUCAUGGACCUUGUGAGCGUAGACGACGAGGAGAAGUGGGUUUAUGACGCGGUGGUGAAGGAAGAAGAACCUUCCGGCAACAUUUACAGAAGACGUCGCUGGUAUAGGUACAGCCAGAGGCAAGCUAUCAACAAGAAGGGCAAGGAGAAGGCUGAGACCGAGCAGCAGGAUCUGCACGAGUGA
This is a messenger RNA of Candidozyma duobushaemuli, 1557 nucleotides long. RefSeq lists its product as uncharacterized. The transcript has a single exon. NCBI's taxonomy places the organism in Eukaryota, Fungi, Ascomycota, Pichiomycetes, Serinales, Metschnikowiaceae. Bases 1 to 1557 code for a protein of 518 amino acids. The record is from RefSeq and is a predicted model, not a curated record. Gene Ontology annotation, cellular component: peroxisomal membrane. Gene Ontology annotation, biological process: peroxisome organization.